Cantharellus anzutake is the source of this 312-nucleotide messenger RNA. RefSeq lists its product as uncharacterized. The annotation marks the transcript as partial. Lineage: Eukaryota; Fungi; Basidiomycota; Agaricomycetes; Cantharellales; Hydnaceae. The transcript has a single exon. The record is from RefSeq and is a predicted model, not a curated record.
UCGAAAUGCCUGGAAAACACCCGUGUCCGGAUUCAGGAAUCGAUACUCGAUCAUUUGGAGAAACAGGAACACCGAUUUGUCUGGCUUCGUGGCUCUCCGGGCACUGGAAAGACUGCUAUAUCGAUGAGUGUCGCCUCAACGCUUGCCCAACAACGUCGCUUGGCAGCGUCUUUCUUCUGGGACAAGAACCAAAAGGGAACAGGACUUGAUUCGAUUGAACACUUCCCCUCUACUCUUGCACGCCAGCUUGCCUUGUUUAACACUGAGUACGAGGGCCUUCUUACCAAUCAGCUUCGACAGCCUUCUUCACUG